This is a messenger RNA of Helobdella robusta, 2302 nucleotides long. RefSeq lists its product as hypothetical. Gene Ontology annotation, biological process: reciprocal meiotic recombination. Bases 19 to 1221 code for a protein of 400 amino acids. NCBI's taxonomy places the organism in Eukaryota, Metazoa, Annelida, Clitellata, Rhynchobdellida, Glossiphoniidae. Gene Ontology annotation, cellular component: site of double-strand break. The transcript has 11 exons. The record is from RefSeq and is a predicted model, not a curated record.
UUUUUUUUAUUAAGUUCUAUGUAUAAAAAUGUGGUCUCCAAAGAGAAAUUAAUCAUUCAUCAUGAAGAAAAUGAGUCUAGAAGUCAAUUAGAAUCAGUUAGUGUUAGUGAGAGGAGCCUAGAUAAGUUACUCUUACUUUUAGUAGAAAAUAACAAUGAGAGAAUGGCAAAAGUCUAUUCAUUUUCAUCACCAAAGGGACAGUUUUUGAAGGGGAAGUAUGUUGAGAUAGUGUUUAAAUUCUGCCAGGAGCUGGAUAUGCCAAGAGAAAUUUAUUAUCUGACCGUGGAGUUAUUUGAAUGUUUCAUGCAGAGCCACGUGGCGGAAAUGUACAAUUAUGUCAUUGAGAAUUUCCCCAGAGAAAAAAGAAAACAAGAAUGGGACAAAAUUCUUGCCAGGAUUGCUCACCAGAUGAUCCUUCGGAUUGCUUCUUGUAUCCAGUUGGCCAGCAAGUUUGUCUCUACAUAUGAGCACUUAAACUGCUAUCAAAUGAUUGCCUUACUUAGAAGAUAUGGUCUAAAAUUUAAAGCAGAUGGAAUCGUCCAAUCGGAAUUGAGGGUUUUUAAAGGGUUGGGGUUUAAUGUUAUGCGGACCACGCCUCUUAUUUAUGUACACACACUCAUCAAUAAGCUAAGUUUUAACAAAAGAUUAAAAAUAGACAUUGAGAAGUACACGUUGUAUAGUUACGACGUCUUGGACUAUGCUAUGAUUGAAAGAGAAUUAAUUUAUAAUUCAUUUGCUGUUGAACUAUCAAACUCACAAGUCAACUCUAGAUCGGAAAGAAUAGCCAUCCACGCCAUAGAGAGAGAUUACAUGUUUUUGGCUUCUGGUGUCAUUGCGACGACAUCAUUCCUUAUAGAUCAGAGUUUAACUGAUGACGUCAUAGGGUCGUUGAAUGAUAUUACAGGAAUUUCUGUGAGACAUCUAGUUGACCUGACCUCAAUAAUGUUGAAACCUUUUGCCUUAGCAUCGCCAUCAACAGCAGCAGUGACGUCAUCAACAGCAGCAGCGACAGCAACAAUGACGUCAUCAGCAGUUACGAGAGUAUCAGCUGCAGCAGCUACGAGGUUAUCCAGCAGCUCCGAAGUUAUCGGCUGCAGCAGCUCCGAAGUUAUCGGCUGCAGCAGCUCCGAAGUUAUCAGCUGCAGCAGCUAUGAGGUUACCAAAAGUUCCGUGGUUAUCGGCUGCAGCAGCUACGAGGUUAUCAGCUGCAGCAGUUCCUAGGUUUUCAGCUGCCGCAGCUCCGUGGUUUUCAGCCGCAGCAGCUACAACGUUAUCAGCUGCAGCAGCUACGAGAUUAUCAGUUGCAGCAGCUAUGAGGGAAUCAGCGUCUGUGUAUGCAUGUCAUCGUUCUGAUAGAUGAUAACGGUGGUGAUUUUAGUGCUGAUGAUGAUGGUUAUGAUGAUUAUCAUUUUGAUGACGAUUUCGGUUAUGGGGGUUACUUACAUUAUUACUAAUAUAAUAUAGUUGUGAUUUUUUCUGUGUCUUUUCAGGGCUGACUUUGUUUGAAAGAAAUGGACGUACAUAUAGUUAAGCUUUGUUGAAAUUUAUUUUCAAUUCGGUACAAUUCCUUAAUUAUACAUUUAAAAUUCCUUUUCUUUUUAAAUUGCUAAUGAAUUAUGAAUUGCUUCGUUGUUAUUUGUUUUUAAAUUUCAUCAAUUACAUUUAUUAAUUUUACUCCUUCAUUAAUUUUUUUUCAAAUUGUUAUGUAUAUACUUUUAUUAUUGAAUGCCGGUAAAAGGCCAUAAUUAAUGCGGUAAUUUAUGAAAUCUACCGAAUUUGUAGCGUUGUCUUCGGUUGAUCCUAGAUGGUAAAAGACCAGCCAAAGGCAGCGCUAGAAAUUCGGUGGAUUUCAUAAAUUACUUUUAUUAUUAUAAACUGCAUUAUUUCCAACUUGUUUAUUUAUUCGUAAUCAUUCCUUCGUUUAAUAAUGUUUGCAGCUUAUUAUUAUAAUUUAGAAAUAGUGAUGGCGAGAAUGACCUCAUCGAUAAUAUUAGAGAUGCCUCGGGUGGUGGUACAAAUCAAUUGCUUAGUGAAAUUUAUAUAGCGCCGUUUGCACGUGCGUUGAAUUCGACGUCAUUUCAUCUUUCAGACUGUUAUUAUUGGCUUUUUGAUGUUGUUGUUAUAUCAGUUUAAAGUUGGUUUUGAAUUUAUUAAUUUGUCGAUGUGGUUUUGGCUUCUUCUUUUCAAAUGUUUAAAUUUAAUUUUAUAGUUUUUUCAAUUGAAUCUUCAUUUUAUCCAUCUUAAUAAGAUAAAUUGUAAAUAUUUUAGAUGAUAUUGAUCACAAUUAAUGCUUGAUAUAUCA